GGGCUGGCUGGGAGAGGGCGGGGCUCGCCGCUGGCCCGCCUCUUCUCCUGCUGCGCUUCGGGGCCUUAGGUGGAGACUGGCGCAAGAGGACGGCGGAGCCGGCGAGGAAGUCUUGAUUGAGGGUUUCUCUCCUCGGCUGGGCGGCGCUUGCUUCUCGCCCCGCUUGCCCGCUGGCGGCUCGCCUUGACCUGCCACACGCCGCCGCGCAGAUGUGAGCGAGCCUGGCCAGAGCUGUGCAGCCGCUCCGCUCAUCCGCGAUUGUGUCCCGCUUCUCCGCGCCAGGUCCCAGUGGGAGAAAUAUGUGGCAGCCGGCAACGGAGAGGCUGCAGCACUUUCAGACCAUGUUGAAGACUAAGCUAAAUGUCUUAACCCUUCGGAAGGAGCCUCUCCCUACGGUGAUCUUCCAUGAGCCAGAAGCCAUUGAGCUGUGCACCACAACUCCAUUAAUGAAGACACGGGCGCACACUGGGUGCAAGGUUACGUAUUUGGGUAAAGUUUCUACAACAGGGAUGCAGUUUUUGUCGGGUUGCACAGAAAAACCAGUCAUUGAGUUAUGGAAGAAACACACACUUGCCAGAGAGGACAUCUUCCCAGCUAAUGCUCUCCUGGAAAUCCGCCCCUUCCAAGUCUGGCUUCAUCAUCUGGACGUCAAAGGAGAAGCUACUGUCCACAUGGACACCUUUCAGGUUGCGCGUAUUGCUUACUGCACUGCUGACCACAAUGUGAGCCCAAACAUCUUUGCUUGGGUUUACCGAGAGAUCAAUGAUGACUUGUCCUACCAGAUGGACUGCCAUGCCGUAGAGUGCGAGAGCAAGCUAGAGGCCAAGAAGUUGGCACAUGCCAUGAUGGAGGCCUUUAAGAAAACUUUCCAUAGCAUGAAGAGUGAUGGCAGGAUCCACCGGAAUAGCUCAUCUGAGGAAAUGUCUCAAGAAUUGGAAUCUGAUGAUGGCUGAUGUGAACUCAUUCAUGAUUAAGCAAAAACAGAAAUGGCCCUGGGGAUAGAAGCAUAUAGUUGAAUAAGCAACAGUUUGGUUUGGGAUAAGAGGUCUUCCCAGCACUUGACUGAUUCAGCUUUUCAAAAUAAAAAAGAACAAUUCAGUAAGCUCCCACAAAUACAUAUUUUUAAAUAAUCAUUACAAUGAAAGCUGCUGUUUUAAAAUGUGAGAGAAGAGCUUUUCAGUUUCUUAAAUUUUAUUUUCCUUUCCUUCUCACCUCCCAGUUAUUUUGGCCCUUUCUAUUCAGGUUCGUACUUUGAAUAUAAUUUUUUUGGCCUGUUGAAACCCAUCUGUGUAGUUCUAAUGAUAACAUCUUCUAAAAUUUGUUGCUAAAGUCUACAGCUGAUGCAUAGUAGCAAUCCAGAUCGGUUGCUAGACAGAAAAUAUGAAUUGGUGGUCUCGCGCCAAUCCUGUUGACCACCUCCAGUGUGAAAUAGCUACACAGCCUUUUAGAUUUAACAGCCUGACAGUCUCCCUUUAAUUCACAUUUCUCAGUUUGAAUAUUUAAAGAUGCUUAUAUUUACACGUUAUAAUCAUAUGCUUUGUUUUAUUUUAUUCAUUUUACGUUUUUAAUGUACCUGCAGCCAUUCACGUCCCAUUUAGCUUCCAUAGGUUUUUUUAAAAAAAAAAAAAACUGCAGGAAUACCAAAAGGUAGGGGAUGGAAAUCUGAUUGUGAACUCACUACCUUUGAAUCCCUGUUUCAAGAAAAAUGAAAUUUAAUUGAGAGAAAUCUUAUAAAGAUUCUGACAAGUACUUAACUCUUAUUCAGCCUUAGGCCUGGUGGGGCAAGCAAGAGAGUGCUAGUUUCACAACAGUCAUGUUGGCAACCACUGCUAUAUUGGCUUGGUUUCCUGGUACCACUUGUUCUCAAGGGUCAGGUUUGAGUUACUGUUAUGAUCACAGGAUGUGUAACAGAAAAAAGCCAAGGAUUAAUUGCAUUCACUUUGAGAGCAAAUGGCUUGUUCUGAUUUAAAACCUCAUGCUAAUAUUUCCUGAACCAUGAAAGGGUUCAUAAAUUAAGGAAGUUUUUGUUUUAAGUUUUAAGGCCAAGAGCUAAUUGGUAGUUUGCAGGUAAUACUGCUCUUUUAUACAGUCGUGUUCAUAAAACGUGGUAAUGUUUGGGGCACUAGGGCACCUUACAGAAGCCUUAAAAGAGAGCUAAUCAAAGCAGAUAGCUAUAGAAGUCUGUUCUGUUGUGUGAAUAUGUAUAAUGUUUGUUUGUGUAUAUGAGUGUACGCGUGUGAAUGUGUGUGAUUACUGUUUAAGCAUGUAGAUUGAUCAUGGGAACAUACUGAGGAGGACUCGCACCUCUUGAAAAUAUGCUUAUUGCUUUCCAAAUGUAUGUAAACAAUUCCUGCAAAAUAAAGGCAUUCAUACUUUAAUAAAAAAAUGUUUUAAUUAAAAAUAAA
Messenger RNA from Sphaerodactylus townsendi, 2405 nucleotides. It is a transcript of the gene PID1, whose product is annotated as phosphotyrosine interaction domain containing 1. The transcript has 3 exons. Gene Ontology annotation, cellular component: cytoplasm. Gene Ontology annotation, biological process: negative regulation of insulin receptor signaling pathway; regulation of cell population proliferation; regulation of mitochondrial membrane potential. NCBI's taxonomy places the organism in Eukaryota, Metazoa, Chordata, Lepidosauria, Squamata, Sphaerodactylidae. The record is from RefSeq and is a predicted model, not a curated record. The coding region runs from base 300 to 953 and encodes 217 amino acids.